AUGUUUGAAUUCUUUCCAUUCCAUUGUCAGGACAUUCCUGUCGGAGGGAUCGACGGCUGGUUUAAACUGGAGCCUCGAUCAAGCUCAUCUCGAGUGCAAGGAGACUGUCACCUCAUUUUGACACUGAUCAUGUCACAGAGAGAUACAGAGCUGUGCAAGAUGAUGUGUGGUAUGAGAAUCCAUGAGUUGUUGCUGAGGCAACUGUUGGAGAUGGAGCACUCUGAUUUCCAGGAUGACCAAAACAUCUGGUCUGGCAAACUCAGCAAACAUGCUGUAACCAUUCUAGCCCACCAUGCCAUGCAACUUGACCUCUCACCUCUACAGAAGACAGCUGUUGAGUGGCAGGCAUAUAGCAAGCACUACCAGUUCCGCUUUAUGGACUGUGGUUUCCUUCUCCACCUCCUUGAGGACCUGGAUCAGAGGUUCGAGACUAGUAUUCUUACCAAAGACCAGGAGGAGUUCCUGGGUGACAGUUUUGACCUUUUUAUUGACUACAGCUGGGAGUUGCUCCAGAGGAUGAAGCAGGUCUUUCCCGUCAAUCAUCCAAUGGCAUUACAACAGCUAGAACUGAUGCUGAGGUGUUUAUUGAAGAUUUAUUCCAUGGAAGCCUUUAAAGUGGUCUGUCCUUUACACGACCAGCUCCAUGUGGAGAUUGUUGCCAUGGUGAAGAAAUCCACAUCUGAAUGGUAUAAGAAAAUGUGUGACACCUUCAAACCAAAACUUAAGUCUGAAUUGACUAAACUGAUGAGACUGGUACAACUGGUUGAUGCAGUUUGUACAGAGCUACGUAAAGAUCGAAACAAGUACAACCAAAUAUUUGUCAGUAUUUUGAAGAUUGAUUACUUCAGCAUUGCCUACCAACAGCUGGAGAAACUGGUCGCAGAUGAUGUUCUCAUGCUGAUGGAUGAACUGGGGACAACCAUGGAACAGGAGAGGUCACAAAUGACCCAACAGAUGGGGGAGACUCUGUUUGAGCUGUACUUGUCACUUAAAGAGCUGAAACAAUUCAAGGAGUACCUUCAAUUAAAGGACUCGCAACUUCUGGCACUCACAAAUUUCCACAAUUGGUUUCAGACAUCCAUUAACAAAUGGCUCCAAAUUGUUUACGAAAAGUCGUGUGAACGUAUUACGAGGGCAGUGUCAGUGGAUCAGUUCGAACCUGUUGACACAUUGUCGAAGCACAGCAGUUCGGCUGUCGAUGUAGUGACUUGCUUCACUCAGAUCAAGAGCUUCUGGCUGCAGCUGGCCUGGCCUGACCCCAUGGGGGCAUUUGUCUUUGUAACAAAAAUUACUGACAUGCUGACUGAUCUAUCUGUUGAUGGUGGUUCUACUGAACUGCUGUUGGAAGACCCCACCCAGAAUCCUUUUUAUGCCCUUGCCAUUCUCAAUACAUCCAGUUGGUGUUCAGUAUUAAGGGAUACAGACUCAUCAACUGAAGAGGGUGAAGUAGAUAGUAAUCAGGACCUUAAACCAGAGAAUAUCUUGCUGAGCGAGGACAUGCACAUACGGAUUACCGAUUUUGGAACAGCAAAAGUAUUAUCUUCAGAGAGUACACAAGCACGAGCAAAUUCUUUUGUUGGAACAGCACAGUAUGUUUCACCAGAGCUUCUGACAGAGAAAUCAGCUUGUAAAAGUUCUGACCUCUGGGCUCUUGGCUGUAUUAUAUACCAGCUGGUAGCUGGAUUGCCACCAUUUAGGGCUGGCAAUGAAUAUCUCAUAUUCCAGAAAAUCAUUAAGUUAGAAUAUGAAUUCCCAGAAAAGUUUUUUCCAAAAGCAAAAGAUUUGGUGCAGCAACUUUUGGUGUUCGAACAUACCAAGCGCUUAGGCUGUGAAGAGAUGGGAGGUUAUGGACUCCUCAAGGCCCAUCCGUUCUUCGAGCCAGUUGCUUGGGAGAAUCUGCACCUUCAAAUACCCCCAAAACUCACCGCGUAUCUCCCGGCAAUGUCUGAGGAUGAUGAAGAAUGCUAUGGCAAUUAUGAUGACCUUCUCAGCCAGUUUGGUUGCAUGCAGGUUGCUCCCUCCAGCUCGUCACAUUCACUGUCUACACCUGAGCCUAGCCCUCCCCAGAGGUCAGGCAGCAACAUCGAGCAGUACAUUCAUGACCUCAACGACAAUUCAUUUGAGCUGGAUCUUCAGUUUACAGAUGAGGAUAAGCGGCUGCUGCUUGAGAAACAAGCCAACAGAAAUCCCUGGCAUCAGUUUGUAGAAAACAAUUUGAUCCUAAAGAUGGGCCCAGUUGACAAGAGGAAGGGUCUAUUUGCACGACGCCGACAAUUACUUCUCACUGAGGGCCCCCACCUCUAUUAUGUAGAUCCUGUCAACAAAGUUCUGAAAGGGGAAAUUCCCUGGUCACAGGAGCUGCGUCCAGAAGCCAAGAACUUCAAAACCUUUUUUGUUCAUACUCCAAAUCGGACAUAUUACUUAAUGGAUCCAAGUGGAAAUGCGCACAAAUGGUGCAAGAAGAUCCAGGAAGUGUGGCGACGGCGGUACCAGAACCAACAGAACGCUGGCAUUUAGCACAGUGCAGCUGACAUGAAUGGAGAAGCUUCCCCUCACGCUGCUGGUGCUCCACAGUCAAGAACUUUAGCACAGCAUAAAAAGCCACUCCACCCAUCCCUCCCCAUCUAUUCUUUCCUUUUCUCUCUCCCUAGCUUCAUCCUCCUCCUUUCUCUAUCUCCUUUCCCUCCUUCUUCUCCUUUCCAUUCACAUUGUCCCUUUCCUCCCCAGUUUAAAAAUAAACAGCCUAUAAACAUCCAGAUAAAACUUAUAUGGAGGUUGUGGUGGGGACUGGCUUGCUCCAACCAUUUCUCCUUCCUUCUUUCCAUGUAAAUGGGAUUGUGGGGGUUGCUUUGCCUGCUCUUUGUGCUGCAGGCCUGUUAUAUUGCGGAUAGGAGACCCCUUGCCUCUUUGUGUAAUGUCUGCUCUCGUUCCAGGUUGCUGAAUAAUUGAUGCUUUUAGGGAAAAAAAAAAUGUGCAUUUAUAAACUGCAUCACAGGCAGAUUGCAAAGCUCAAUCGUGUGUGUACCCCGCAACCCCCAUUCCAAUUCAGGCAGCCCUUCAUUUACACUGGGCCUGACCUUUGUGAUAUUACCUUUUUAUUUUUUGUUUUACUUAAAUUAUUCAAGAGCUGUGUACAUUUUCACUUCUGUUCUUGCUCUCUUCUGGCCUCUGACUCCUGCAGCAUUGCUUUCUAAUUUGUACGAAUGCCAAGGGUAUAUAGUGGUACUGAGGAGUCGAUGUGCAUAUAAACAGACCUAAACACAGAAGGAAAUCCCUUAUUUAUGCCUGACUUACUUUACCAGAGUGAAAUUGUAUUGUUCGAACUGUACAGCCCUGUCUUUCAAAGUUGGUUAUAGUUUGUCAAGAUACACACUCGAAACAGAAGAUGAAGUUUUGUAAUUAA
Molecule: messenger RNA, 3403 nt
Organism: Rhincodon typus (whale shark)
Lineage: Eukaryota; Metazoa; Chordata; Chondrichthyes; Orectolobiformes; Rhincodontidae
Exons: 23
Coding region: 1-2517 (838 amino acids)
Biological process (GO): protein phosphorylation
Molecular function (GO): ATP binding; protein kinase activity
Source: RefSeq, a predicted model, not a curated record